CGCUUCCUGCUUCAGUGUGUUGUUGGACGGCGAACAGCUCGGAAGUUCAGAGCGCAAUCGGGGCCGCGUGUACUAGUAGAAGCUGGAACUUUUGAUUCGCGCGCAAGUUUCGCUUAAAGUAAUCUCAGCUCGAGAGAUUAGAGGUCGCGGAAAAUUGCGUGAGGUAGACCAUCGAGACUAGGUUCAAGAAUCAAGAAGAGGAAAUCGCGUGGCAAAACCUGCAAAAACGCGAGUCCAGGUCUGUGAUUAGAGCUGAUUGCGAGCGAAUGGCCUAAGUCAGCGCCAGAUCAUCUACUAAUUGGUCAAGUCAACCUUUGAUUGAUUCGUGCGAGAAUCGCGUUCGCGAGUGUGUUUGCUUGUGUGGAGUUCGGCGUUGUUUUUCCUCAAAUCUCAGCUUGAAACGAGCAAGAGCGCGAGGUUUAGCACGCGAAAAAAGGAAGCCCAAACAGGAUUAGUGACUAGACAAACCACACUACAAAGUUACAGAACAGUUCUGUGUGUAACGCAGCAUUAGAACACCCCCUCAGUCUGUGUUGUUAGUCGGUUGAGCUAGGAAGCUAGAGCUGAGCAAGGAAGGAUGAAUAUUCCGUUGCGGAUCGUCGGGAUACUGUUGCGGGUGCUGAACGUGCUGCUGCUGCCGCUGGUCAAGUUUGUGGGCGGGUCGAAGCGGCGGACGCCCUUCCCGGAGAUCCGGAACGAGAUGCUCCAGGUGCCGGCGGUCGAUCUGGCCGAGCGCAUCCGGAAUAAGGAGCUCCGUUCCGAGGACGUGGUUCGAGCGUACAUCCAGCGCAUCCGGGAGGUGAACCCGCUCAUCAACGCCGUCGUCGAGGAACGGUUCGCUGCGGCCCUCGAAGAAGCCAAAAAGGCGGACGAACUGAUCGCGUCAGCCCAAACCAUCUGGCUCAUCAAAACCUACCCCCUCCUUGGAGUCCCCUUCACCGUCAAGGAGAGUUGCGCCCUCAAGGGAGCGCCCCUGACGGGCGGAUCGCUCCCUCGGCGCUCCGUCAAGGCGUCCGUGGACGGUGAGGCGGUCGCCAAUCUCCGCGCUUCCGGCUGUAUCCCCCUGUUGGUGUCCAACACGCCGGAGUACUGCCUCAGCUGGGAGUCGUACAACCACGUGACCGGCCGGACGCUCAACCCGUACGACUCGCGACGGACCGCGGGCGGUUCGUCCGGGGGCGAGGGUGCCCUCAUCGGGGCCGGAGCGUCCCUGUUUGGCGUGGGUAGCGACGUGGCCGGUUCGAUUCGCGUGCCGUCGCUGUUCAACGGCAUCUUUGGCCACAAACCGACUGCUGACGUCAUCUCGAUCAAGGACCACUUCCCCAACUCGACCGACCCCAAGUUCCGCAACCUCCUAACCGUCGGCCCAAUGUCGCGCUACGCCAAGGAUCUGCCCACGCUGGUGCACGUAAUGGCCGGCGAUCGCGCGUCCAAACUGCGCCUGGACGAAACCGUCUACACGCGGGACAUCCGCAUUCACUACCUGGAGGACUUUGGCUUCAACUUGGCGCUGCCGUCCGUGGACGAAGAGAUCAAGAUCGCCAUGUUCCGAGCGGUGCAGUACUUCAAGGACCACGGGCUGCACACGGAACGGGCCGACCUGGAGCAUGUCGGGGAGGUGCUGGAAAUAGCACUGUGCAAGCUGCAAGCGCUGGAGGAUGUUCCGGACAUUUUUGAAAACCGGGAAAAUCCCAAGGAGAAGCACAGUCUGCUGUUGGAGCUGGGCAAAGCCAUGAUCGGCAAGUCGCAGUUCACGCUGGCCGGAGUCGUGUUCAACAUACUGUUCAACACGAAGUACCUCUUUUCGCGGGAGGAACAGCAGCACUACCUGAAGUUGGCCGACGACCUCAAGCAGCAGAUCAUCGACACCCUCGGCACCGACGGCGUCCUCUUCCUGCCGUCCUACCCGACGGCCGCUCCCCGGCACUACCAGUCUUUUGGCUACGUGACCGGCGUGACCUACUCGAUGCUGUUCAACGCGCUUGGACUACCCGGAACGCAAGUUCCGCUCGGGUUCAACAAGCAGGGCCUCCCCAUUGGGAUCCAGGUUGUGGCGGCGCCCUACCAGGACCGACUUGGGAUGUGCAUUGCGCGCGAGCUAGAAGCGGCCUUUGGCGGGUGGAGGGCACCACAGUGAGCGGAGUUGGACGGAGAAGCCUUCAUGAGAUUAGUGAUACAAAACGGAGCCAAAUAGAAAUUCAAUGAGUGCAAGGACCUGGACGCGAGUGUGAGAGCUAGUCUGGUCAGUUGAACGCGCAUGUUCGAGAAUAGCAUUUAGAGAUUAGGGCAGGUUAAGUCUAAAGAAGCCAGGUUCAGCAACUUCGAGGAAGUUAACGGACCCCGGACUGUUGUUAGAAGUUAGCUUUAAGCAUGGGGAUUUUAACUUAUUCAUCGUCCAUCGCCGGAAUGGAUGAUUUUUAUACAGCGAAAUAAAUGAUUUUAAAAAAUAAGACAAUUCAA
Molecule: messenger RNA, 2460 nt
Organism: Culex pipiens pallens (northern house mosquito)
Lineage: Eukaryota; Metazoa; Arthropoda; Insecta; Diptera; Culicidae
Product: fatty-acid amide hydrolase 2-B-like
Exons: 4
Coding region: 578-2137 (519 amino acids)
Source: RefSeq, a predicted model, not a curated record